AUGGAAAACGUGACUGCCUCGACGAACCGCUUGUCGUCCGUCACCGGUGCGCACCUGUUCAAGAUCGCCGGGCACUCCCUGAUCAAAGGCACCGACCUGUACAUAAUGUCCAAGACCUUCCGCGUCGGCGGUCAGGACUGGGCUAUCCAAUAUUACCCCUACGGCCAGAAGGAGAAGGACGACGGCAAUAAGGAAGCUGGCAAUAAGACAGCCGGCAGCGGAGAGCAUACGUCGGUUUUUCUCUACCUGAAGAACGCCACCCAGGGCGAUGUCAGAGCCAACUUCUGGUUCUCCCUCCAAGACCCUGCGUCCCCGGAGAAGGGGGAGAAGAACAGAAGAGGCGGCGAGACACGCGACUUCAAGUCCGGAGCACAGUCAUGGGGUUACAUCAAGUACGUACGCAAGGCCGAUCUGGCUGCAUCGGGAUGCAUCAAAGAUGACUGCCUAGUGAUCAAGUGCACCGUCGAGGUCAUUACCUCCGAGCGCUUCGACGACCACGGAGAAGAUGAAGUCGUGGCCGUGCCGCCCUCCGAACUGAUCCAGAAUAUCGGCAGACUUCUUGACAACGGCCUCAAAGCGGACAUGACCGUCAAGAUAGGCUUGUUUAAAAGGUUCAAGGUGCACGGUUGCAUCCUCGCUGCGCAGUCGCCAGUCUUCCGUGCGCAGCUGUGCGGCUCCAUGCUGGAGAGCAGGAGAAGUAGCAUCCGCAUCAAGGACAUGGACGCUAGUGUUUUCGAGGUCCUGCUGCACUACAUGUACAAGGACUCCCUGCCUCCAUUCAUGGAGGAGACCACCGAAGAGGCUACAAACAUGGCACAACAUUUGCUUGUCACAGCCGAUCGGUAUGCCAUCGAAAGAUUGAAGCUGCUUUGCGCGAACAAGCUGAGCAAGACGCUUGAUGUCAACACCGUGGGUUUUACUCUGGAUUUUGCUGAGAGAAACAACUGCCAGCAACUCAAGGAUUGCUGCGUCAAGUACAUGGUACGGAACCGUGAUAGGUUUAGAGAAAUCAUGAAGACCAAAGGGUUCAUGCAGUUAACCCAGAAUUACGGAAGCCUUGGAUCUGAAAUUAUUGACAAAGCUUUUGCUAAUUAA
Messenger RNA from Triticum urartu, 1095 nucleotides. RefSeq names its product BTB/POZ and MATH domain-containing protein 2-like. Gene Ontology annotation, biological process: protein ubiquitination. The record is from RefSeq and is a predicted model, not a curated record. Gene Ontology annotation, molecular function: protein binding. Lineage: Eukaryota; Viridiplantae; Streptophyta; Magnoliopsida; Poales; Poaceae.